Salmo salar (Atlantic salmon) is the source of this 2254-nucleotide messenger RNA. It is a transcript of the gene adka, whose product is annotated as adenosine kinase a. The record is from RefSeq and is a predicted model, not a curated record. Gene Ontology annotation, molecular function: adenosine kinase activity. Lineage: Eukaryota; Metazoa; Chordata; Actinopteri; Salmoniformes; Salmonidae. Gene Ontology annotation, cellular component: cytosol; nucleus. Gene Ontology annotation, biological process: purine nucleobase metabolic process; purine ribonucleoside salvage.
GUGAAACUCACCAAUCACAGAUCCAGACAGCAGUACUUUGUCACUCCCUCUUCUCGCGUAGCCUAUCAGACCAGCUCGAAAGGAGGGGUCAGGCUUUCAGAAAAAAAUCGAUUCAAGCGAUUCAUCAAGGGAGAUUUAAACCCGAGGUUUGGGAACGAAGAGUCCUUUUUGGCUGGUUUGUCUGAGGCGGCCAACAGGUCUGUUACAGAGUGAAACUGUUACUGAGACAAAAAGACGCACACAAUGACAGCAGCAAGCCCUAAUUCUCUGUUCGGGAUGGGGAACCCCCUGCUGGACAUCUCAGCCGUCGUGGACAAGGACUUCCUGGAGAAGUACGGUCUGAAGCCCAACGACCAGAUCCUGGCAGAGGACAAGCAUAAAGCAUUGUUUGAUGAGAUUGUCAAAAAGUUUAAAGUAGAGUACCAUGCCGGAGGAGCUACACAGAAUUCUAUAAAAAUCGCCCAGUGGAUGAUCCAGGAUCCCCAUAAGGUGUGUACGUUCUUCGGCUGUAUCGGAGAGGAUAAGUUUGGGGAGAUUCUGAAGCAGAAGUCAGAGGAGGCCCACGUGGAUGCCUACUACUAUGAGCAGACAGAGGAGCCUACAGGGACCUGCGCCGCAUGUAUCACCGGAGACAACAGGUCUCUGGUAGCUAACCUAGCAGCAGCUAACUGUUAUAAGAAGGACAAACAUCUGGACUUGAAGGAGAACUGGAAACUGGUGGAAAAAGCCAAAGUUUACUAUAUCGCUGGUUUCUUCCUGACAGUGUCUCUGGAGUCCAUACUGAAAGUGGCCAAACACGCUUCUGAGAACAACAAGCUGUUUACUCUGAACCUCUCCGCUCCCUUCAUCUCCCAGUUCUUCAAAGACGCCCUCAUGGAGGUCAUGCCCUAUGUGGACGUGCUGUUCGGCAACGAGACGGAGGCGGCCACGUUUUCAAAAGAGCAAGGCUUUCAGACUGAGGACAUCGAGGAGAUUGCCAAGAAGGCCGAGGCUCUACCCAAAGUCAACAAGAAGAGACCGAGAAUCGUUGUUUUUACUCAGGGGAAGGACGGAACCAUCAUGACCAAAGGAGGUGACAAGGUGGAGACGUUCCCAGUGCUGAAGAUUGACCAGAAGGACAUUGUGGACACAAAUGGAGCCGGAGAUGCCUUUGUAGGAGGAUUCCUGUCAGAGUUGGUCCAGGACAAGGAGUUGGAACAGUGUGUGAAAGCAGGACAUUACGCUGCCAACGUCAUCAUCAGACGAGCAGGAUGCACCUUCCCCGAAAAACCAGACUUCCACUGAUGACCUGUAACCUUAAUUGCUGACCGCUUACACCUACCCAUCCACCCUUACCUCUGACCCUUACCUUCCAACUUAACGAAACCAGGUCCCCCCCUGUCCUUUUUCUUCUUUCAACCAUCCAUCCAUGCUUUCAUCCAAUCCAUCCAUAUAUCUGUCAUUGCUUUCAGCCCUUCUUCCCUUGUCUUUCUGCAACCAGACUUCUGUGCCUAUUCUUCUUAUCCUACGCUAGGGGAUGCUCUCGGGCCACACUGCCUGUAUCUGUUUAUACUGAUGUUCAACUGCCCUCCCUAAUGACUCUGCUGAAGUCUACUGCCCUCUGUAAACACAGUUAGACUGAAGGUACUAACUUAAUACUGCCGAUUCACAGUUAACUAUCAGCCUCUCAAUAAACUGUCAUGUUUACACACACAGCAGGAUGCUGCUGGAAACCGACUGCUGUCCAGUCUUCUCCUUGGAGACUGAGCUAAAGCCAAGUUAGUGAGUUAGGAUUAGGUAACAGGUUAGGAACAUGGUUAAUGAAUUAGUUACGGAUGGGUGGAAUACUGUAAUUUGAUGGAGGAAGUUUCUGUUGAGAAGGUUGACAAUAAUAUCUAGUAAAGCAGCUCUAUCAGAGAUAUUAAGAACACCACACAUAGAAAUUAGAUAGGCAGUGUCAUUGUGAUUUAGAUUUCAUAAUUGUUUUCAUUGAUUGCUGUUUUAUUAUGACUGGAGGCUUAUUGAAGCGGAGAAGUGUUGCUGUAAAACCAAACAGAUUCCUUAACCUUAAAGCGCACAGUAAAAGUGUAAAGUUCUCUGUACACUUUGUAAAUGUGUAAAGGCCUCUGUGUACUUUGUAAACAUGUCAAAGCCUUUUGAGUAAUUAGUGAUUUUUAUGGCUGUUUUACAAAUUAUUCAUAUUUAAAUAAUACAUUUUAAAGUGAUGCUGGUGUAACUUGGCUAAUAAACACAUUUCAGUUGGUCUAAAACAAAA